Onychomys torridus (southern grasshopper mouse) is the source of this 3063-nucleotide messenger RNA. RefSeq names its product testis expressed 261 (gene Tex261). Gene Ontology annotation, molecular function: COPII receptor activity. Gene Ontology annotation, biological process: endoplasmic reticulum to Golgi vesicle-mediated transport. The transcript has 6 exons. Gene Ontology annotation, cellular component: Golgi membrane; COPII-coated ER to Golgi transport vesicle; endoplasmic reticulum membrane. NCBI's taxonomy places the organism in Eukaryota, Metazoa, Chordata, Mammalia, Rodentia, Cricetidae. The coding region runs from base 88 to 678 and encodes 196 amino acids. The record is from RefSeq and is a predicted model, not a curated record.
CCGUGGGGCGGGGACAAUACGGCGGCCGCCGCUCGGUGUCGCGGGAGCCGGACCGCGCAGGCCCGUCCCGGCGCCCGGGGGGGCGCCAUGUGGUUCAUGUACGUGCUGAGCUGGCUGUCGCUGUUCAUCCAGGUGGCAUUCAUCACUCUGGCCGUCGCGGCUGGACUGUACUACCUGGCAGAGCUGAUAGAAGAGUAUACAGUGGCCACCAGCAGAAUCAUCAAAUACAUGAUCUGGUUCUCCACAGCCAUCCUGAUUGGCCUCUACGUCUUUGAGCACUUCCCCACCAGCAUGAUUGGCGUGGGUCUUUUCACCAACCUCGUCUACUUCGGCCUUCUCCAGACCUUCCCCUUCAUCAUGCUGACAUCACCUAACUUCAUCCUGUCAUGCGGGCUAGUGGUGGUGAACCAUUACCUGGCAUUUCAGUUUUUUGCGGAAGAAUAUUAUCCUUUCUCUGAGGUCCUGGCCUACUUCACCUUCUGCCUGUGGAUAAUCCCGUUCGCCUUCUUUGUGUCGCUUUCGGCUGGGGAGAAUGUCCUGCCCUCCACCAUGCAGCCAGGAGAUGACGUGGUCUCCAAUUACUUCACCAAAGGCAAGCGAGGCAAGCGCUUAGGAAUCCUGGUUGUCUUCUCCUUCAUCAAAGAGGCCAUCCUACCCAGUCGGCAGAAGAUAUACUGACCCUUUGGGGAGGGCAUGUGGGGGGCAAGACCAGUAGAGCCAGGCCCCUGGGCUUCUGGGCUCAUGGUGCCUGGGAGCCUGGAGGGUGUCUUCUGCCAGCCCAGGUUUCCCUUCCCUCUGUUGUGAAGCCCCAUCCCCACCCUCCUCGGGGGGCUUGAAUGCUGCCAAGGGCACCAGAGAGGGUUAGCAGAGCCUGCUUUGCCAAGAGGCUGUGUCCCCAGCCCUCCCCUUUGCAGAGUCGGGUCUGGCACAGAUGGGGAAGGGUCUGUGACGCUGGAGAACCAGACCACAAGUUCUCAGGCAGGUGACCAUAGGGAAGAGCUGAGGGUUGGCACUUCCAGGAAAAGUGCGUUUUGCUGUUGAACCGUGGGUCUUGUCCAGUGCGGAUUCCCCUUUGAAUAAAGAUUCUAGGUGGCCCUGUUUGCCUUAACACCCCAGGAGUUCAUCUUUCUCUCUGCCCACUAACCUUCUGCCUAGACUGGGCUAGCCUUCUACUCCAGGGGCUCAUCUUCUGGUUCUUGCCCUUCUGAAGAAAUCCUUGUGGCCCUAAGUGGGAAGGGAACAGAGAUGAGGAUGAGUGGAUAACGGCAGUUUUUCUGAGGCUUUGCCCUCGUUUUCCAUGUCUUCCUCCCCCCAGACUGUGAUAGUCCAGAUGGGAGGGAGCAGAAACAGUUGGGACUGGGUUAGGGAUGCAGAAGACCAUCUACAAUAUCCUAUUUAUGUCUUCCUUUGAGGAAAAGGAGAGGUUUCUUGGUGAAUUCUAUCUCAGGCUCAAUGAAAAAAAAAAUAAUAAAAAUUGGCUUCUGGGCAGCCUAGGCUGUGGCCUGUUUCUUGAGAAAUGGGAUUGGGAGAGGCUGCCGCUCAGAGCACACAGGCCUCACACUCGUGUGUGCUUCUGACUCCUGGAGGGAUGCGAGCUCUGCCUUCUAAGAAGGUGGGCCCCAUCCUGGGUACAGAGCAGCACCUGCUGACCUUGCACUCCAACUACAGUGCCUUGCAAGGGCUAAGCAGUACAUGGAAUGAAGGCCCCACGAGAGCUUCCACUGGCCGAAUCCCGUACCUCACAGUGAGUCUGGCAGGUGCCCAGAUGGGCAGGUAUGGGGAAGACCCCUGUUGGUGAACAUCUAUCUCCUGCAUCCUUCAUCCCAUUGGCUCUUACGUUUCUGUUGGGUCUCAGCCUGCCGUUCCCUGAAUUUUGCUUUGCAGCUACAGGUGAGCUUGCCAGACCUAUUUCUGCCUCUUGGGUGGGUGAAGGUAGAGGACCCGAAGCUGCUGCUCUUCAGCGUCCCGAGACUGGCCCUGUUGGGCUGUGCUGUCCACUUUUUUUAUCUUUGUUCACCCUGCCUGCUGCUCAGUGCUUGGACAGGGGCUUUCCCAGGCUAACCCUGGUGGAGUCCUCACGUUACCUCCUGGGGCUUGGGGUGUCUGGUACAGCUGGUGGUCUGCUUUCUUGCCUCACUUCCCUGGCACUUCUGUGGCUGGCUGUCCCUUUACCUCUCUGCCCUUGCAGUCUCUGUAGAGACUUUUCUCUUGCCCUGUGCACACAGUUGCUCUUUGGCUGUGUUAGGAAUCGCCCGAGGAAGCCCAGCCAUGCUGGUGGCUUUAGGGACACUGUGGAGGAAGCCAGGGCCAACCUUCAGCCCCAAGUCCUCUGUAACUUCUCAGCCACAGUUCUGCUGCCUUCUGGGGACAGAGAUAAUUUGACCUCAAAAUCUGCUCUGUUCACCUGCUUUUUCUAGUACCUGCCCUGGUCCCAUGAUGGCUCAUGAGCCAGGCAGGAUCGUGCUUUCUCUCUCUGCCCUACAUCCAGUCUAUUCUUAGUGUCUCCUGACGAGGCCCGCUCCUACUGUUGUCUUUCACCUAGUCUGUUCUGACAGUCUCCUGUGUUUCUCUCUCCUGUGGCCAGCUGGAGUCGUUUUUCUAAAAUGCACAGUUGGCCAAGUCUUUCCUGGCCUCCAACUUUUCCCCAGCUCUCCACUGCCCUCAGGAUAAAGUCCAGACUCCUGAGCAUGUGUGUGAGGCUCCUGGUGUCCUGGUCCCUGCGGGCCUCAUCACUUGACUAGUACCUCUGGGCCCCAGCCUCCUGUACGCAGAGACCAUGGCUCUCUUGCCACUUUAACGUCCUUCCCUCUGCUCACUUUGGUAGUUUGCCGCUUUUCCUCUUAGAUUUGAUUUCCUCCAAGAGGCCUUGAAUGUCCCGUCCUCCCCUAGCCCCAGCCGCCACACAGAUCCCUCUAGGCUCACUGGCCUGUGGUAUGGUCUGUCUCCCCACAAGACUGGAAGCUCCUUGAGGGCAGGGAAAGCCCUUGGAUUUUUGUAUUAUCAACUACCUGAUUUUGGCGCCUGGCCCAUGGAAAGCACUCAAUAAAUGUUUUGUUUAAAGAA